Prosopis cineraria is the source of this 1518-nucleotide messenger RNA. RefSeq lists its product as uncharacterized. Gene Ontology annotation, biological process: DNA repair; DNA recombination; DNA replication. The transcript has 10 exons. NCBI's taxonomy places the organism in Eukaryota, Viridiplantae, Streptophyta, Magnoliopsida, Fabales, Fabaceae. Gene Ontology annotation, molecular function: DNA binding. The record is from RefSeq and is a predicted model, not a curated record. Gene Ontology annotation, cellular component: nucleus. The coding region runs from base 1 to 1518 and encodes 505 amino acids.
AUGGCUGCAACAUUUGAUUGCAUUCAUUCCAUUAAUCAAUCUCGUGAGGAUUGGAAGAUCAAAGUACGCAUUGUUCGAUUGUGGUCCAUUGCUCCUCAUGCUGUUUCAAACGAGCCUACAUCACUUGAGAUGGUUUUGCAGGAUGAAGCUGGUGAUCGAAUUGGAGCUUUUGUUAGGAAAGGAGUUGCUCGUCACCAUUCUCGAUUUCUUCGUGAAGGUCGUGCCUUUAUUCUCACGCAAUUUGGUGUUGUUGAGAAUUCUGGAUCAUACAGGACCACACACCACGCUUUUAAAGUGAUGUUUCAAUAUUCGACUACUGUGCGACCUGUGGUGGAUAACAAUAAGAUCCAUUCUCAUGGCUUCUGCUUUACCCCAUUUAGUGAUAUCAUAUGCGGUGAUUCAAGGGAGGAAUAUUUAGUUGAUAUCAUAGGGAGACUUGCUGCAGUUGGGGAGAUUCAAAAAGUUGUUGUUAAUGGACGACAGGAGCAAAGGCUUGAUAUAUUAUUGGAUGAUGAUAAGAGAAAUUACCUUGAAGUUACUUUAUGGGGUGCCCUUGCCAAUGAUGUUCUUCGUUAUAUGAAAGGCCCCACACGUUGUCCCAUCAUUGUGAUUGUCCAGUGGUGCAAGAUACGAGUUUUCAAGGGGAUUAAGAAAGUUUCCAACUCUCUUUUCGCUUCCCGUUUGUUCAUCCAUCCUACCAUGGAUGAAGUCAGCACCUUUGUUGAAAGCCUUAAAGCUGCUGGUGUCGAAAUUGAGAAGAGGCCAAUUCACCUUCCUAAUCAACCUACCUUAAGUGUCGAGGAUGAGAUCUUGCACUGCCCGAAUCGUAAAUAUAUAUGCCAGCUUCGUGGAGGGCCACUUGAUGCUGAUUGCGUUAUCUAUGCUGAGGUUGUUAGUGUUGACACCGAGCGGGGAUGGUAUUAUAUCGGCUGCCAAAAGUGUGCAAAAAAGGUUCUUCCUGAUGGUGAUGGUUUUUACUGUGACAAGUGCAAUGAGUUCGUCAAGUCUGUGUCUCCAAGGUUUCGUGUGUGGUGUCGUGUUUAUGAUGCAUCUAGCUCAACUGAUGUUCUUAUCUUCGACAAGGAAUUUGCUACCUUCAUGAAAUGCUCUGCUGCUGAACUAAAAGAAAGUAUAGGAAGGAUGGAUGUAACUGGUGUAUGUGAAGGUAAUGGCUUUGAUAAGAUAAUAGGGAAAAAGUUCCUUUUCCGUGUUAGAAUUUCAGAGGAUUAUGCUAAGGGCCUCCCUUGUGGCAUUAUAGUAAAUGGAAUGACUGAUGAUGAAAACACUGUGAAGAGUUUUCUGGAUAAAUGGGAUCAACAAGUGCCUUCACCUAAAUGUGUAUCACAAACACCCUCAAUUGAGGAAACUGAAUCUACUGAAGAUAGUUCCUCAACCAUUACUCCAUCAGAAGUUAUUGAAGUUGGAUUUGCCAAUGGUGGUGAGCAUGUUGAAAAGUCUCAUAUUGCGUACAACUUGCGCAAGGGAAAGAAGAUUAAGUUGGAAGCAGAUGAGGAGUGA